AUGUACGUGAAGCUAAUUCUCCUCCUGGGCUCCGUGGGUCUGGUCCUCGCUGGUACGAAGCCAGUGAAGGAUGCGCGCAAGGCCCGAGGAUAUGCCCCCAACUACGAUGACGCUGUCCUGGGUGACUACACCCUGGUGAGCGACUACGUGCAGCCAGUGGCUCGCGUGGACAGCCAGGCGGCGCACUCGCACCAUGCCCUUCCCUCCAAGCCCGGUUUCAGCGUGGGAGGUGGACUGGUGUCCAUCGCCCGGGGCUCCGCCGAUCAGGCACGAACGGCCCUCGGCAGCCAGCACUCGGCCGCGGGUCAGGCCGCCUACGUUGCCAAGAACCAACUCGCGCAGAGCGCAGCACAGAGUGCGGCCACUGCCAAUGCCGCGUUCGCGGGCAAGCAGAUCAUCUUCCUCGGACUGCAGCAGCAGUCUGCUGACGCGCACACCGCUGUGGACGGGGAGAAGAGGCAGCUCGAACAAGCUGCGAGGGCUGCCCAGGCGGCGAGGAACGCCGCGCAACAGGCCAUGCACCAGGUCCAGGUUAUCACUGCUGCACUGAACGCUGCGCAAGCCACUCAAGAUCACGCCGCUCAAGCAGCCGCCGAAGCGGCCGCUGAACUCGCCGCGCAAACCACCAUGUUGGGACAGGCAAAAGCUCGCGCCCAGUCAAUUGACGAACAGCUUGAGGCGGCACGCAUUGACUUCGAGGCCACGCAAUCGGCAAGAGACAAAGCCCAGGCGGCCGCUCAACAGGCGCAGAAUAACGCAGCAGCGGCUGCAGCCCACGCAGCGGAGAGUGCCGCCGUCAACCAUCCACAAUUAUCCGUAGCCGAAGAGGAGGACGGCCACCACACAGCCGUUGCCGCCAAGCUCCAGGCCGACAGCCACGAGGAACUGGCCCACCCACAGGCUUACUUACCGCCACCCCAAUACGAGGACGUUGAUCAUGAACAGACUCUUCUCAUCCACAGGAAUUCUCUUCAGUCCGCUCCACCAGCACUCUUCCAAGCUCACCAGGGUGCACACGACCACGCAGAUGAAUACGACUACAAAGGAUACUAUUGAUGCUU
Diachasma alloeum is the source of this 1061-nucleotide messenger RNA. RefSeq names its product general transcriptional corepressor CYC8. The coding region runs from base 1 to 1056 and encodes 351 amino acids. The transcript has 2 exons. NCBI's taxonomy places the organism in Eukaryota, Metazoa, Arthropoda, Insecta, Hymenoptera, Braconidae. The record is from RefSeq and is a predicted model, not a curated record.